Messenger RNA from Hemicordylus capensis (graceful crag lizard), 10829 nucleotides. It is a transcript of the gene ERBB3, whose product is annotated as erb-b2 receptor tyrosine kinase 3. The transcript is spliced from 28 exons. Lineage: Eukaryota; Metazoa; Chordata; Lepidosauria; Squamata; Cordylidae. Gene Ontology annotation, molecular function: ATP binding; protein tyrosine kinase activity; neuregulin receptor activity. Gene Ontology annotation, cellular component: signaling receptor complex; basal plasma membrane. Gene Ontology annotation, biological process: positive regulation of cell population proliferation; nervous system development; cell surface receptor protein tyrosine kinase signaling pathway. The record is from RefSeq and is a predicted model, not a curated record. The coding region runs from base 331 to 4293 and encodes 1320 amino acids.
CUGAUCAAAGGGCCACGGCUGGUGUUCUUGGCUCUAAGGGGAAACUUGCCACACUGCAGGCGAAAGAGAGGAGGGCGGCGGCGGCGGCGGCGAUCAACCCAGUUCCCACCGAGCCAGAGGAGAAGAAGAGAGUGGUGUGAGAGCCACGCAAGUAACCAGAAGGCGCUUCCGAAGGGGAAGGGGAUCAGGUGGCGUCUCUCUAUCACCCUCUUCUCCAUCCCGAAGCAGCAUGGCAUAGCUUGAAAAACGCCGCCACAUGCCAGAAGAAGAAGUGAGGACGGAGGGGGAAAGACACACACAUGCGCGCCAAUAUAUUAAGACCUUUUAACCAUGGAAAGUAACCAGAGCCGAAGUUUCUUGCCGUGGCUGAUUUUCCUUCUGUGGAGCCUCAAGUCUGCAGCUUCUCAAGCAGUCUGUGCGGGCACCUUCAAUGGGCUCAGUGUGACAGGCGAUGGCCAGCAACAGUACCAGACGCUGCACAAAAUGUACAACAACUGUGAGAUUGUCAUGGGUAACCUUGAGAUUGUCCUAAUUGAACAAAACCCAGACCUCUCCUUCCUGCAGACUAUUCGAGAAGUGACGGGCUACGUUUUGAUCGCCAUGAAUCACUUCACAUACCUGCCACUGCAGAAUCUGCGCAUAAUACGAGGGACACAGUUCUAUGAAAAAAAGUAUGCGCUCUUCAUCUUCCUCAACUACGAAAAGAACGUCACGCAUGGCCUGCGCCAGGUGGGCUUCAACCAGCUCACAGAAAUCCUGUCUGGGGGUGUCUACAUUGGAAAGAACAAACAGUUGUGUCACGUUGAGACUGUUAAUUGGGGAGACAUAAUACGGAAUACGGAAUUCCUUCCAGUGAUUCAAGAAAAUGGGGAGAAGUGCCUUCCAUGCCAUGAGAGCUGCAAUGGGCACUGCUGGGGUCCUGGAGCCGAAGACUGUCAAAAAUUGACCAAGACCAUCUGUGCCCCCCAGUGCAAUGGCCGCUGCUUUGGCCCCAACCCCAACGAGUGCUGCCAUGAUGAAUGUGCAGGAGGCUGCACUGGGCCUCACCAGACGCAGUGCUUUGCCUGCCGGCACUUCAAUGACAGUGGGGCCUGUGAAACACAAUGCCCCCAGCCGUUGAUCUACAACAAGCUCACCUUCCAGCUAGAGCCCAACCCAGAUACCAAAUACCAGUAUGGUGGCAUCUGUGUCAAAAGCUGCCCACAUAAUUUUGUGGUGGAUCGGAGCUCAUGUGUCCGGACCUGUCCAAAUGACAAAAUGGAGGUAGAAAAAAAUGGCCAGAAGAUGUGUGAGCCUUGUGUGGGACUGUGCCCAAAAGCUUGUGAAGGGACUGGAACUGGAAACAAAGACCAGACAGUGGAUUCCAGCAACAUUGACCGCUUUGUCAACUGCACCAAGAUCUUGGGCAACUUGGACUUUCUUAUCACUGGCCUGGAAGGAGACCCAUGGCACAACAUAACCGCCCUGGACCCAGAGAAACUCAACAUCUUCCGAACAGUGCAAGAAAUCACAGGUUAUUUGAACAUCCAGUCAUGGCCCAAACAUAUGCACAACUUCAGUGUCUUCUCCAACCUGGUCACGAUUGGUGGACGCAGCCUGUACAACCGUGGUUUCUCGUUGCUGAUUAUGAAAAACACAAAUGUGACCUCACUGGGCUUCCGCUCGCUUCGGGAGAUCAGUGCUGGCAAGGUCUACAUCACUGAGAACAGGCAACUUUGCUAUUAUCACACUAUCAACUGGGCAUCUCUCUCACACCAGCGCCUGGCCCUUGAAAUCAAGAAUAAUAAACCUCGCAACCGAUGCAUGCAAGAGGGCAAAGUCUGUGAUCCUCUUUGCUCCACCGAUGGCUGUUGGGGCCCUGGCCCGGACCAGUGUGUCUCCUGCCGCAACUACAGCCGUGAAGGGAUCUGUGUUGAUUCCUGCAACUUCUUUGAGGGGGAGGUUCGAGAUUUUGUAGAAGGUGGCGCGUGCUUCCCAUGCCAUCCACAGUGCCAGAAGAUCGAAGGUGGCCUAACCUGCAAUGGAUUGGGUGCUGAUGCCUGCACAAGGUGUGCCAAUUACAAGGACGGACCACACUGUGUGGAGAGCUGCCCAGAAAGCAUCCGGGGAGAGAAGGGACUGAUCUUUAAAUUCCCUGAUGCCAACAAGGAGUGCUGGCUGUGUCAUGAGAACUGCUCGCAGGGGUGUAACGGUCCACGGAUUGAAGAUUGUUUCAUGGAAGAUCUCCCUGCUCCUAGGAAAAACCCCACCUUGAUUGCAGUGAUGGUUGUGGGCUGCCUCUUCAUCUUCUGCUCCUGUGUCUUGCUCACCUUCCUAUACUGCCGGGGCAAGAAGAUUCAGAAGAAACGAGCCAUGCGCAGAUACCUGGAGAGAGGGGAGAGUUUGGAGCCUUUGGAUCCUAGUGAGAAAGCCAAUAAGGUCCUGGCUCGAAUUUUCAAGGAGACAGAAUUAAAGAAGCUGAAAGUCCUGGGCUCAGGAGUGUUUGGAACUGUGCACAAAGGUGUCUGGAUCCCAGAAGGAGACUCUUUGAAGAUCCCUGUCAGCAUCAAAGUUAUCAAGGACCCAAGUGGCCGGCAGACUUUCCACGCUGUCACUGAUCACAUGUUGGCAAUAGGCAGUCUGGACCAUGCUUACAUUGUCCGUCUCUUGGGCAUCUGUACUGGCACCCAACUACAACUGGUGACUCAGCUCCUACCGUUGGGCUCCCUGCUAGAGUACGUCCGCAAAAACAAGGAUGCCAUUGGCCCUCAGCUGAUGCUCAACUGGUGUGUACAGAUUGCCAAGGGCAUGUACUACCUAGAGGAGCACCGCAUGGUCCAUCGCAAUCUUGCUGCCCGCAAUGUUUUGGUGAAAUCCCCCAGCCAGGUACAGGUGGCAGAUUUUGGCAUUGCUGACCUACUCUAUCCAGAUGACAAGAAAUACUUCUACAAUGAGGUUAAGACACCAAUAAAAUGGAUGGCUUUGGAGAGCAUACAUUUUGGAAAAUAUACACACCAAAGCGAUGUCUGGAGCUAUGGAGUGACAUUGUGGGAGAUGAUGACCUUUGGAGGUGAACCCUAUGCUGGGAUCCACCUUUCAGAAGUGCCUGACCUUCUGGAGAAAGGGGAGCGCCUCUCACAGCCCCAGAUCUGCACCAUCGACGUCUACAUGGUGAUGGUAAAAUGCUGGAUGAUUGAUGAAAACAUUCGCCCCACCUUCAAAGAGCUAGCCAAUGAGUUCACACGCAUGGCCCGUGACCCCCCUCGCUACCUGGUGAUUAAGAGAGAGAGUGGGACACUCUCCCCAGUUGAGCCACCCACACUCAGCGAAAAGGAGUUGGAUGAGAUGGAAACACUGGAAAUGGAGACAGAGUUGGAAGAGGAAGAACUUAAUAACCUCUUUUCCUCCAGGCAAUGGAUUGACUCCACACAGAACCCAAGUCUUCUGAACCCAUCUGCUGGAUACAUCCCCAUGAACCAGAGCAGCCUCAGUGGAAGCCGCCAGAGCACCGGACUGGGCUCCCGGCAGACUUUGCGCAUACGGCAGGAGUCAAUGGGCCGCACAGUGUCGGAAUCAUCAGAGGGUCGGGGCACAGCCUCGGAGUACGAUCUCACUGAGGAUCUGUCCUUGUCGGGGAGCCUGUGCCGCAGCGUGCGUUCCCGAGGAGACAGUGCCUACUUGUCCCAGCGAGAGAGCCUGAUGCUCCCAAUUGGAAAUGCUGACGGAGAGGAAGAUGCCAACGGCUAUGUCAUGCCAGAUCGAAAUGGCAGAGAGCGUGCUGCUGGCAUUGCUGCCUCCCUGAUCCACAGCUUGGUCCCUGUGCCACAAGUGGAUGAGGAGUAUGAGUACAUGAACCGGCGCGCUCCGAAGGCCCAGCAGCCCCGGCCAGCCUCUCUGGAGGAGCUUGGCUAUGAGUACAUGGAUCUGGGCUCAGAGCUGAGUGCAUCACUGGGCAGCGUACCAAGUUCCCAGCUUACCACUCCUUGUCGGGAUGAUGACUACGAGGAAGAAGAUUACGAGUACAUGAACAAACAGCCCAAGCUCAGCAAGUCUCUGAACAGUAUCCGUAGCUCCCGGGCAGACUAUACUGAUAUGGACUCUGGCAUCACACAAGGCUCCCCAGAUGAGCAGGGUUACGAGGAAAUGGAUGCUGUCCUGCCUCCAGUCCAGUGUCCCGGUUGCCAGAGUCCACCCUGUCCCAAGAAUGGGUUCAUGAAACCCCUGCGCACUCUGGAGGCCUCAGACUGUGCUUUUGACAACCCUGAUUACUGGCACAGCCGAUUGUUCAGCAAGGCUGAUGCCCAGAGAACAUAGUUAGGGGCUGGCCGCUUCAUCUGUCCUUUUGCAAGCGGGGGAAACCCCGAGUGAAACUUGCUCUUUAGCUGCAAACACCCUUGUUGUGAUUGUGGGCUCAAAGAGAGAACUUCCAUCAGGUCCCUAUGCCCUUGUGAUAUUGACCAUAAUGGGCAAGUCCAAUAGGAGCAACCGGUGAUGGACUUCUCUGGGGUUGCAUUGCAGCUUUUCCUACUUUGUGCUGUGGCUUGACUACUCACACCUUGGAGCCCUCCAGUUCAAAUGCUCUGAACUUAGAGGGCAAGAGGGACCAUUUCAGAGGCGCAGUCUAGGUGGUGGGAUCCAUUCCUAGGCAAACAGAAAUGCCUCCCUGUGUAAAAACAUUAAGCUUUUAAAUAGAGGCGGAGACAUGCUGGCCGCUUCCAUGGACGCAAGGGCCCUGCACUCGGAUGGAGGGCAUGAUUGCUUCAGGAAGCAGCUCUAUUUUAGAAGGCCAGGUGGAGCCUUCUCUGCUGUCAGGUGCUGAGCCUCAAGCAAUCCCACUAGGCCCUCCGCGGAGCCCUCUGCAGCAGCCAAGGCCUUGGGGCGGCCCAUUGCAGCCUUUGUAAAGACAACCUCCUACUCAUCUAUAGCAGGGGGGCCUUAAGCAUGAGCCAAGCAUGCUGAGCCUUGCAGGUGGUUAUAAGAGAAGGUGAUGUCCUCAUUUGUUGUGUCCCAUCCUAACCAACAUACACAGCAGGGGAGGAGGAGAGGACUAGUUAUCUGGGUGGAUAUGAAGGAUAAUGGUGCUUUUUCUGAGAGCCUGACAACCUCCUCUAGGAAAACAAUGUGCCCAGGUAUUGGCCUGAAACAAGACUUGUGUGGUUGAAUCCUACCUCUCAGUACAGCAUUUGGUUUUGAAAAAAGAACCCAGAGUUUCCGAGUUCUGCAUCCAGCUCUUGUCAUUAAUGUUCUUGGUGUGUGCCGAUCGCAAUCCCUGUGCCUUAUGAGUGUCCGCAUCUGGAGGAAGGAGGACGGAGUGGGUAGGAACAAAACCUGAAUGCCCUGGGGACCUGGGCUUCCAUCUCUUAUAUUACUUGCUUACUACCACAAGUGACUUAAAUUCUCUUUUGGCAAACCAGCAGCAAACUCAAGCAUCCAAAGAUGAGCAAAGAGAGUGCAAAUGGUUCUGGUGGAGAGAGCCAACUACUUCUGUCAUCUUGGGCAGAAAAAGGGAUAUGAAGUGCCUUUCUGAAAGAGAACAUCCUCCAUAUUCCCUACCUCAAUGACCGGGAGUAUGGGAUGCUUCUCUCCAUGGGAACGAAAUGAAGAGGAUAACGGAAAUUUCUGCAAACAAUAGAAGAGAGAUAUGCGUUGCUGCUGAAGUUAACAUGGGAAUUGUUUGAUGUUUGAAAGGUUGAAAAGUUGCACUGUGGCUCUUAACAGUGUUACUCCUGGUUCAUUUGAAUUGGGCUCAUUUACAUUAGAGUAAGAUUUGGGAGCAACUUCCAUCACCACUACCCCACCUUAGCCUGAAGGCCUGUAGUUUUGCCUACAACUUUGACUUUGUUCCCACAAGAUUUGGAUCGCAUCAUAUACACAGCUACUUGGGGAAAGGGAAAGGAAGAAAUCGACCUGAUCAGGGAGAAGAGGGGCUCAGCUCUGCAUUUGAUCUCAGUAUCUUCUUUUUCUGUGGAAACCAUGGCUUCAAGAGCCAGUCCCUCCCUUAUGUGGACUGCAUUCUAGAUUGACUCAUAACUGUUGUUGCACAGCACUGUUAUGGUGACAACAAAAAUCCAGGAGGUCCUGAGUUGAUCUCCAGUCUUUCUUUUGCAUUACAAAUAUGUGACUGGAUUUUAAAUGUAGGGUGUUUUUUUUAAAAAUGUCAUGCAUCUUUUGUACUGCUUUACAGAAUCAACAGACUGAUGGACUGGUUAGAAAAACCAAAAGCAAACUUUUGUGCAGUGUAACUGAAUUUCCCUCCUUUUCCUCUCCUCUCUAAUCCAAAGAAAUAGGAAUGAGGAGAUAAGGUGUGUGAUACAUGGAAGGAAACCCUGUUCUCUAUCAAUUGAAGGCCUCUUCAGACCAUUAUUGCACACUUUGAUUUGCCUCGCUAAAGCAAGAGGUUUAGAAGCUUGUUGUAUUUUAAAGCUUGAAGGUGAGAUUAACAGGAUUCUCAGGGAGAUAUCUGAUUUGUCUCGCAAGUUUUAAAACUCUGUGCUUGUGGUGUACUCUAUACAUGGAAUAUUCCUUCUCUCCCUACAUACUGUGGGAAACACCAAGAUGUGAUCAAACUACUUAGCUCCCCACCUGAUUGGGUGUUGUCAGGGGUUGGCCAAAUUGCACACUGGCUGAGGGCCAGGACCAUCAAAGGGCCCAUGGCUGAUCCUAAGGCCUUUGUGCAGAAAGACGGCAGCUGCCAACAAGGACUCCAAACCAUUGCAGCUACCAUCAAAGUAGCCCCCCCAAAAAAACCCCUUCUUGUGGGGGCUUAUGUAACCAGCAGUGACAGCUCAGAGUGUUCUUUGGUAGCUGUGCUGGUGGCUUCCAUAUUUCUUUACCUAUAAUGCAAUGACCACCACCACCCCGCCCCCACUCCCCCCAUUGCAUUCAGUGACACAGUGGCAGAGGGAUUUCAUUUUAAGUUUAAAUAUAUGACAGGUAGUGUAAGUGCUCCCCCACGGCUGCUAAGGAGGUCCACAACGGCACUUCACUGGGGGUCCCCAUGAACCUGAUGCAUAGGUUCAUGGGAUACUAGUGUGUGUAGGCUCAAAUUCCUCAAGUUCUAAAGCCAGUGUCACUCUGGAAAUGAGACCAGCUCUGGACUGAAUUCUGUCAGGGUUGUAUAUGUUUGGAUUUGGACACCAGAAUACACAAAGAUGCAAAGUUCAGUGUUGCAACAAUGCUUAUAUCCUUAGGGAACCAGUGCAAGGUGUGAAUGAAAUGCAGCUGAAAAGUAUGGGCAUGUUUCAGAGCAUGUUUAGGGGGCUGUUCACACAAGCAGUCCUACCUGGGCUUGAACAGCCCUACUUGGGCAGGGCUGCUCAUGUGGAGCACUGGGAUCCAGGCCAAUUCUGGUGCUGUUCUGCAGGGUAACCCGGGAUUUUUACCCAGCCUUCUAAUGAGGUAAGUGGGCAUGCACACCCUCUGACUCCAGUCUCUGGUCGUGUGGCAGCACAGGCUGCCAGCAGCCCAUCCUACCAUAGAGGCCGGGGGAGGAGCAUCCCAGCCUUUAAUCCAGGGGUUCUCAAACUUGGGUCCCCAGAGAUUCCUGGACUACAACUCCCAUCAUCCUCAGCCACAAUGGCCAGAGGUCCAGCAACCUCUGAGGACCCAAGGUUGAGAAGUUCUGCUCUAGUCUCUGAGUAGCACGGUUCAUUGUGGGCUUUCUGGAGGCCUGGCAUCCUUUCUCUGGCUUGCCUCUUGCGCACGGCGAGCUUCAAACUACCAGCUGGUCAUAUGGGGGAAGAUGAGAAUGCUCUUGCCUCCCCUUGCCUGCCUUCCUCGACCCCAGAAUUUACGGUCAUGUGCAUGACCUCCAGGUAUACUGAAACCCAAGAGAUUUCAGUGAAGCUUCAGCAGAAUUGAUACUAUCUGGAUUUGCACAGAGUCUCAAAACAUUGCAAUCAGCAAUUUUUUUGCUCCUGAAUGCGAAUUAUUAGCCCCAUUCACCUCUUAUGUUCAACUCUCAUAUGAGUGUACAGUAUACACAGGUACAGUUAUUCACACAUUUUGUUGAAUGCAGGUAGAGCAGUGCACCGUAUCUCCACAAUGUGUUUAAGGGACCUGUAUCCAAGCUCACUUUUAAAAUUAAUGCAGGCACAGUCAUUCACACAAAAACAUAUACAAGUGUACAGACAUCUAUACACUCAUACAAUGUCCAAAUAGGGCUAUCACCAGCUAAUUGCUGCAGAUCAAACUGCUGUUAAAGGGACAGCAGCUACACAUACCAGUUCAAACAUCUGGCAACUCUUCAACUUAAGGGUGUUUUGUACCUGUAAAAGUUGUGUAGAAGGGAAAACAUUUACUAGCUGCAACGUCUUCAUUCACUACAGCUUUGUGAUGGAAAUAGCCACAUUUGCUUAAAUGCUCAAUUCUGUGCAAUUCUUUUAGUCAAUCCAAUGUAUAUUUAGUUGGGGAGGAAAUGAGCUUUUCUCACAGGCAAGUUUGUAUACUGUAUAAGAUUACAGUGUUAGGUACAAGAGCCUCUCAGGAUCUGAUCCUGGCUAACACUAGUAAAAGGGCAGGUAUGCAACAAAAAAGUGAGAACAGAAAGAACCCAUCCACACUCCCUCUGUUUUGGUAGUGGGGGGGAGAGAGAGGUUGUUCUUUAAUUAUCUGGGCCCUGGGAAAGGCAAUUUAGUCAGAUUCUGACUCGAGAGAGGGAGAGGCAACAUCAGAAUUAAAAAGAAAAAGUAGAUCUCUAUUUGUAGAAUUAUGGGAUGGAUUUGCUCUAAUCGCCAUCUCCCAUAUUUGCUCUGAUUGCUGUUGCUCCUCACAUCAGACCUGUGACGUUUGAGGAAAAUGGCCAAACUGAAGAACAUCACGACUGGUGCAAUUACAGCUAAUAAAUACCAAUUCUUACAUAUCAUUAUGAACAAAAAAACAAAAGGCAUGGAAACAACCUCAUUCAACCAGCUUAGCUCUGGUGUUUUUGUUUUUAAUUAUUAUUUGUAUUGUACAAGGACAUGUUCCCCAAAGCUGGAUGUAAAUACUGUAUUGUCUUGUUUUUAAUGUCAGGUUAGAUUGUCUUUUUUGCCAUGUGUCAAAACUGGUAAAAUGAAGGUUUUUGUCUUUUCUUUAAUAUGAACUGGAAGGAAUACCAAAUGUUUACACACUUUAAAUUGCUUUGUACAAUGUGCCACCUACGAUGUGAGGGGGUGGGAAUAAUAAUGCUGUUUAACAAACAAACAUGAGAUGCAUGUAUUGUAAUUACAGGAGUAAGAUUUGUUGUCUUGAUCGGAGACACAAGAAAAUUGGAAAGAUGGUGAUAAGCCUUGCUUACGUAAGGAAAUAUGCACAGGUGGAUUCAUUUGAUAUCACUUUUUGCAUCCAAAUCAGAUAAAUGCUUUUGUAAAGAGAGAUGAAUCUAGCAUGCAACAAAUGCAUGUGACAUAAGAUUCCUACUGUUUUUGUUUGUUUGUGGCCUUGCUCUUUUGUCUUUAGCAACAUCCUGGCACAUAGAAAUUGCAUAUGCUCCAAAUCUCUUUAUUUUUUAGUCCCUGCUCCUGGAAAAUCACUGUCCCUCUUUUGUCUCUAUCUUUGCCUCCUUGAGAUAACAUUUUUAGUGUGUGUUGCCAUUCUUCAGGGUUCAACACCACUGUUUCUAGAAUGGGAUGGGGCUCUAGCUCAGUGGCAGAGCAUCUGUUUUGCAUGCAGGUCCCAGAUUCAAUCCCUGGCAGCAUCUGCAGGUAUAGUAGGGCUGGGAAAGAGCUCUGCCUGAAACCGUGGAGAGCUGCUGCCAGUCAGUGUAGGCAAUACUGAGCUAGAGGGACCAAGAGUCUGACCAGGUAUAAGGCAGCUCCUUAUGUUCCUAUAAGUUAAAUCUUGGAGUGGGAAGAGGAUGCAUUUUGUCUCUAGCGCAAGUGCAUGUACAUGUAUGCUACAGCAUCAUGCAGUGCCCAUUCUGCCAUUUCAAGCAAAGUACCACUUGUCACAGAGAUGAAGUGAUGGAAAACCUGCUUAAUUUAUACAUGUCAGGCUGGUGUUUAAAGGCACGGAAGUAGGCCAAUAAAAAAAUCUGGCAGGCAUCGUGCGUUAGAAAAUACCACUAUAAAGUAGCAUUAAAUGUACUCGAUGAAUUUUAUGUAUAGUUUUGGACAUUUGCAAGCUUUCAGGUAAUAUGGAAUCCAGCCGGGCAAAAAAAAAUUUUUUUUUAAGCAACCAAUCAGCUAAUACACAGAGGAAAAUUGGCUCAUGACAAACAGUUGCCGUUCCUUCACAUGUAACCUGUUAACUGCUUUGGGUAGCACCUUUCUAGAAAGUUCAGUGUGAUUGUCUGACAUGAGGACAGGAGUCAAAUUGUUAUUUUAACAUACAUUGAGGCUGUUCACACAAGCAGCCCUACCCUAGCUUGGGCAGUUUUACCUGGGUAGGGCUGCUCGUGUGAAGCACAGGGAUUGAGGCCUGGGUAGCCCAGGAUUUGUACCCACCCUCUCACCUGGGUGAGCAUGCUCGAUAAGACCUUUGCUACAUAUUUCCCAAAUAAUUCUGAGAAUAUAAUAUGAUGAGACGUUAACUCUGUGAGAAAUUUCUAGUCCCAUCUUACAAGUUCCCAAGGUUGCCCAGAAAGAGGAGACAACUGUGAAACCAGUUUAAAGUUUAGUGUAUGCUCCUCAUCUCAUCAAGUCAGUGCUAAAGUAGUGAAUCCAAGGGCUUUUCCUCAAGAGACUGUGGCCGCUGGAAUGUUUUUUUGGGUGGAGUUCAGGCCUUUUCCUUACAGGGCAAGUGCUGGACAUGAGCUAUCUUCUAAGACAGGAUGACCCACCUCUUACUGACGGAGGCACUUCUUGUUUCAGAAAGCCUGAAAAAAAGUGUGUGUGUGUUUUAAUUAUGAAAUAAAGAGUGACAUUGAUCAA